CGUCAUCUCGGGCCUCCAUAAAUCAACGGUCCAGUUUGCUCAGUAGCAUCAUACAUCUUUCUCUAUACUCGAAAAUACGGAGUACAAUCUGAAUCAAUCACAUAGCGAUUAGCGCCGAUGGCUCUGCAGGUGUACAGUUUUGCUCCAAGGACCCCGAUACCGUACAAUUCUGCGUCUCCGGCGAUUAUCGCCUCUGCAAAGCAGUGUCGCCUCACUGUGUGCGCGGGCGCGGCGACGGAUUACCUGCAGCUGAGUGCGAAGAGGGAGAGACGGCUGAGGACGAAGGCUAGUUCCGAACCAGAGGCGGCUGCGGCUGCGGCUGCGGGACAAGUUACGGAGGUAAACAAGGAUACAUUCUGGCCGAUUGUGAAAGCCGCCGGCGAUAAGAUUGUCGUCCUCGAUAUGUACACUCAGUGGUGCGGCCCGUGCAAGGUGAUGGCUCCAAAGUUUGAAGAAUUGUCUGGAAAGCAUGAGGACGUCGUGUUCCUAAAAUUAGACUGCAACCAAGAAAACAAGCCAUUGGCAAAGGAGCUUGGGAUAAAGGUGGUUCCCACAUUCAAAAUAUUGAAGGAUGAAAAGGUUAUUAAAGAAGUCACAGGGGCUAAAUUUGAUGAUUUAGUCCAUGCAAUUGAGAUCAAAUUCAAGUAGCUCACAUGUAGCUCGACUCAUAAAUUGAUCUCAGGUUCAUCGAGCAUCAAAGUGAGGGACAAUGCUACCGGGAAUGCUUAUGAUGUUGUCGCCCAUGACAUAUCUUUCGAUUCCACCAAGUUGAGAGCUAACAUUGUUUCUACCCUUGUGUUAGUAGCCGUUGUUCUCGGCCUGAUUGGAUGAGCACUCGAACGAGAAGCAUAUGGUCGUUUCGUGUCGCGUUCGCGUUGUGUAGUGAAUGGCUUGGCAAUGGAUCGGAUCUCCAAGCUGCAAGGUGAAAUGUAGUGUUAAGAAUGGUGGAAAUGUGAGAAUUGUUUCCUUGACGUUUUUAAUCCUCAAGAGAUUGCUGCUUUUAAAAUAUUUGCUUGAAAUGUGAGACUUAUUUAGUUUCGAUGAUAUAGAAAUUACCCAAGCAAUGUAAAGUGAAAUGACUACAGUUUCUUUCAUUUGUUAUAUUUAAUUGAAGUCGUAAGUUUGCCUUA
Molecule: messenger RNA, 1130 nt
Organism: Salvia hispanica
Lineage: Eukaryota; Viridiplantae; Streptophyta; Magnoliopsida; Lamiales; Lamiaceae
Product: thioredoxin F-type, chloroplastic-like
Source: RefSeq, a predicted model, not a curated record